CGUUUCGAGUCGCUGCGGCCGGCGGUGCAGUGUGGAACAGGCCUGUGACUGAUUGACGUAUAGCGAUUGUGGUCGGUGAAGUAGUCGAAUAGUUUGGCUCGUUUUUUUCGGGGAUUCGAUUCACGAGUAGGAGUCAAGUUGUAAAGUGACUGUAUAGUAGGUAAUGAAUGGAUUGUGAGAUGCUUUUGUGAUCCCAGCCUAACUCCAGCAGUUAUGCUCAAGGACAGAGACUCGAUAGAGAGAGGUACCUCCUCUCCUUGUUCCAGCAUCGGGGGCUCCUCCAUGAUAGAGGCAUCUUCUUGUGCGGGAUGCGGGGGCCGAAUACACGAUCGGUACUACCUUUUGGCCGUCGACAGACAGUGGCACGUCAGCUGUUUGAAGUGCUGCGAGUGCAAGUUGCCCCUGGACACUGAACUGACAUGUUUCGCGCGAGACGGGAAUAUUUAUUGCAAAGAGGAUUAUUAUAGAAUGUUCGCAGUAACACGUUGUGGACGAUGUCACGCUGGAAUAUCCGCUAACGAAUUAGUCAUGAGAGCCAGAGAUCUAGUGUACCACCUACAUUGUUUUUCCUGCAACCUUUGUGGAAUACCUCUGUCAAAAGGAGAUCACUUUGGUAUGAGGGAAGGCCUAAUAUACUGCAGUUUUUGUUUUAACCGACCUCACUACGAGAUGAUGGAUACCUUCGACCCUCACGACGGCCCCCUUUUUGCGGGGGCCGAUUCUCCUGGUUAUUAUGCUCCAACGACGCCUCCCCAGAGUCACAAAGGCAGGCCUCGGAAAAGGAAACCCCCCAGUGAAGAUUCUCCCUGUGGAGAACUACCAGUGACAAUGAGGAUGGCAGCAGCUACGUUAGAAAUGCUCCAUCAGGGUGACCUGUCCUCCUCUAUGGAAUCGUUGUCGUACGAGUCGUCGGUGACGUCACCGGCGUCCAAUAAUGGCCACCAAUCGCAGAGGACGAAAAGGAUGAGAACUUCCUUCAAACAUCACCAGCUCAGAACUAUGAAGACGUACUUUGCCAUCAAUCAAAAUCCGGAUGCAAAAGAUCUGAAACAAUUGGCUCAAAAGACUGGUCUCUCUAAGCGAGUUCUUCAGGUUUGGUUCCAAAAUGCUAGAGCAAAAUGGCGUCGGAAUCUGAUGCGACAAGAAGGCGGUCAAAACAACAAUAAUAACCUUCAAUCCCAAGGACCUAACAGUUCACCCACAGGUUCGACCAUCAUGGAAAACGGACUUUCCCAUCAAAGUCUGGACGAUCUACAUCAUCAUUUACACAAUGGAAAUUCACAAACGUUAAGUUUCAGCGACAUUUAUUAGAACACCAUCGAAAAUAACCUGACGAUUGAUUGCUCUUAUGACGAAAAUAUACAGUGUGUUAAAAUAUUAUAUGGAAACUAUGGAGAAACAAAGUAUUUUAAGUGUCUAAGAAGUUUUGAUACUUGCAAAACAUUUCUUAUUCCUAGAAAGAUCAAAUAAAAAUAGUCCAAAUUAAAUAUUUCUUAAAAAAAUGUCUGUAUUUUUGUCACUUGAAAGUUUUUUCAAAUAAAUAUGUUAUUUUGAUAUACAACUAAGCUUCGAAAGUAAGAAAUCCACUUCGGGUUUUGAUUUUCGAAAAUACAUAAAAAAUAAAAUAAAAUAUAUAUCAUAAAUAUUUCUAUAUCAAUAUUUUUUAGACACACUGUAUAAUUAAUAUAAAAUAAAUCGAAUUUAGAAGAUCUAUAACUGCAAAUAGUUGUUGCUUCUUAUCAGUUAUAAAUUAUGCAGUCAAUAAUUAUUGUAAAAUUUAUUAUGAUAUUAUUUUUUUGGUAAAUUUUGUUAAAAAUCUAGUACUUACAACUCGUCAGAUACAGAAUAAUAUGCGUAUUUCUUAUUGUCAUUCUCCACUCUGUACGUGCAGUAGACAAUUGUAUCGUAUGGUUGAAAAAAAGGCGCCCUGUUAGCUUGUAAAUGAACAUCGAUGACAUUUCCUAUAUAAUUUCACAUAUAAAAUGACAGCAAUCUUCAUUUUAUAGUCAUCGCUUACGUCUUUUUUCGAUCAUAUUGUACAAUGCAUUAAAAAAUCUUCGAAUUGCCAAAAAAUAUUAAUCUUUUAUUUACCUAACUGAAUAUACAAACUAUUUUGAUGACUUGCCAUAUUAAGUUUUUUAUGUUUUCAUAUAAAGGUACAUACAGGCUGAGAGCGUCGAGGGUCGCGAAGCGUUUGCGUCUCGUCCGCAUGUCGAAAUGGAAUCAAUUCGUUUAACUUAAAUUAGACCGUUCACAGCGUCGCGUUUGGCGUUGAGCUAGCGUCCGC
This is a messenger RNA of Sitophilus oryzae (rice weevil), 2287 nucleotides long. RefSeq names its product LIM/homeobox protein Lhx9-like (gene Ap). Gene Ontology annotation, cellular component: nucleus. Lineage: Eukaryota; Metazoa; Arthropoda; Insecta; Coleoptera; Curculionidae. The transcript has 7 exons. Gene Ontology annotation, molecular function: DNA-binding transcription factor activity, RNA polymerase II-specific; RNA polymerase II transcription regulatory region sequence-specific DNA binding. Gene Ontology annotation, biological process: regulation of transcription by RNA polymerase II; neuron differentiation. The coding region runs from base 214 to 1311 and encodes 365 amino acids. The record is from RefSeq and is a predicted model, not a curated record.